Molecule: messenger RNA, 1331 nt
Organism: Dothidotthia symphoricarpi CBS 119687
Lineage: Eukaryota; Fungi; Ascomycota; Dothideomycetes; Pleosporales; Dothidotthiaceae
Product: HET-domain-containing protein
Exons: 2
Coding region: 45-1217 (390 amino acids)
Source: RefSeq, a predicted model, not a curated record
UUACACACUUUGUGUGAUAACAGUAGUCCUUAAUUCGUGCUCCGAUGCGUCUUCUCAGGCGUGAUAGUGAUGGCAAGUACUGCCUCAAACAAUUUUCUGGCAAAAACGCCAAAGACGUCCCGUUCUAUGCCAUCCUUUCACACACGUGGGGUGCGGACGGACAAGAGGUCACUUUCAAUGAUCUGACAGACGACACAUCCAGCUACACUCAUAAAGAGGGUUAUCGCAAGCUCGAGUUCUGUCAGCAGCAAGCAGCCCAAGAUGGCCUAUCGUAUUUUUGGAUAGACACCUGCUGCAUUGACAAAUCAAGCAGUACAGAGCUUCACAGAUCACUCAACUCCAUGUUCCGUUGGUAUCAAGGAGCGGCUAGGUGCUACGUGUACUUAGCCGAUGUCUCAGUCAAAGGCGAUCCUGAAGAGGACGAAGAAGCGUGGAAGUUGGCAUUUGAGAAAAGCAGAUGGUUCACUCGCGGUUGGACACUUCAAGAGCUCCUUGCUCCACCUUCCGUUGUGUUCUACUCACAGGAAGCGAAGCGCCUUGGUGAUAAACAUUCCCUAGAGCAAACAAUCCACGAAAUUACUCAAAUACCAAUCAAAGCCCUCCAGGGGACGCCUUUGUCCUACUUCAGUGUCAAAGAACGCAGGUCCUGGGCAGCAAACCGACAAACCACGGAAGAGGAAGAUGAAGCCUACUGCUUGCAAGGAAUCUUCGAUGUUUGCGUGCCGCUCAUGUAUGGCAGUGGGCGGGCCAAAACGAUGGCCAAGCUGGACUGGGAAAUUGCGCAUUCUGAAAAAUCGGGAGAGGAGCAAGAUGUUGUGACCAUUGGCGGUGCAUCAUGGAAAGAUCUUCAAACGUUGGACAACAGGCAGUUGAAGGAGCUGGACUCGAAGCUCGUAGAGUUUUCGAUAUGGUUUCUCAAGGAAAUCAACAUCCACACAGUCGAUACCAUGUCAGCAGAAGCGGGUCGAAAGUUGCAAGCAUUGCUUGAGAGUAUGGGUGUAUCUUACUAUGAUGAAACCAAUCGUCUGAGAGGACGAUAUCAGACAUGGAGACAGCCCUGGGCAGAAUAUGAAGCGCGAAAUCUACCUGAUCUUGGACGAAUGCUUGGAUACUUGGGCAAUCGGUGGUGGUGGGCAAAUGGUCAAUCCGAUCUUGUCACGGGUAUCAUCGCAGCCAGGACACUAGUAGAACUAAUGAUCUGGAGAGGCAUAUGGUAAACUUCGAGUGAAUUCAGCGUCGAUACUCGAGGUGUUUUCGUUCGUGCAGCGUUGUUUGCUCCACCCAUUUUGCCACUUGAGUUAUUGCCAGUCCAGUAACUGCCAAGGCUUGUC